CACGGGUCUCUCUUCUUUCAGCUUUUUGCCGUAUGACAUGUGGAGGUCUGUGCGAUGAGGAGAGGCGAGCCGCAGAAAACAUCCCUUGGAAGGCCACAGAUGUCUCCGUCCCGCUCUCGGAGUCCAAAGUCUCCUGCAAGCGCCCGUAGCAGGUCAUCAUCUCCACUGGACACAGAUGGGGCUGUGCCAACCCACCAGCCAGCUGGUCAAAGAUAUCGAGGAGAGAGAGAUCGAGAAAGCGAAACAGAUGGCGGUCCAGGUAUCCGAUACAUAACAGAGCCUCUUCUUAAGAAGCUCGCCAAGCAAGAGACUAUGCCACGCAUAACUGCUCUGAAUCUUUCCCUUGGUAAAGAUGGAGGGAAGAAAUUUAAGUACAUAGAAAAUCUGGAGAAAUGUAGUAAACUGGAAGUCCUAAACCUCAGUCAUAAUCAGAUCGAAAAGAUUGAAAAAUUGGAUAAACUUCUGAAGUUAUUGGACCUCAAUCUCUCUUUCAAUAAAAUAAGUAAAAUAGAAGGCAUUGAACAUUUACACAGUCUUCAGAAGCUGAAUCUGGCUGGGAAUGAGAUCGAACACCUCCCUGUGUGGCUGGGGAAGAAACUCCGGUCCCUUCGCAUCCUAAAUUUAAGAAAAAAUAAAAUCUCAUCACUCCAUGAAGUAGCCAAACUGAAGCCUCUGAAAGAUUUGACUUCUCUGUUCCUGGCAGACAACCCAGUGGCAAACCUGCCUCACUACCGUCUCUAUGCCAUCUUCCACCUGAGGUCAUUGGAGGAUCUUGAGGGCCAACCGGUGACGAAUUGCGACAGGGAAGAAGCCCUUGAAAGAUUUAAUUUAGAAGAGAUAGAACGUCUAGAACAAAACCUGGAACAGAUGACCAAGGAGAUAGAAGGCUUGCAGAGCAAACAGUCUGGUUUGCUGGAGCAGGUCCAGCAACAAGAGGAGCAGAAUAAAUCCUUAAAACAGAAGCAAGAGCAGCAGAAACAGAGCCAUAAGGACCUGGAGACUGAACUGGAAACCAAGAAUGAGUUGCUGAAGCAGAAAACCGUGGAACUCACUCGAGCUUGUCAGAAGCAGUAUGAGUUGGAACAAGAAUUGGCUUUCUAUAAAAUCGACGCCAAGUUCGAGCCGUUGGGCUAUUAUCCAGUGGAGGAUGUUGAAUUUGACAACGUACCAGGUGAAAGUCCUUACAUUGGGAAGGCCAGGUACAAAAGGAACACGUUUGCUAUGGAAGGUUACAUCCCCAGCAAGGCUCAGAGGGUGCAGAUGGGAAGCCUUGAGAAGGAGGAACGUCAAGAAGCCCAGCAGCUUAAACAGAAUCUUCUCCAGUCGCUUGAUGAACAGCUUGAGGAGAAAGAGAGGAAGAUUAAAGAAGCCCAGGAAAAAUUGGCCACGCUGCACAAUGAAGUCGCCCAAGCAGAGCAACAGGUCUUAAAAGUCACCGAGGAGCUUAAACAAGUCCAGCAUGCGGUCUCCCAGAAAAAUGUAUCUGAAGCAGAAAAGGACUGUUUUCGCCAGCAACUGAGCAACAAGAUACACCUCGUUCAUCGGUUACAAGAGGAGGCUCUGGAACUAGAGAGGCAGAUGCAGCAAAAACGGCAAGAAAUGGCGGAAAAGGAAAAGGAGCUAGAAGGCUUGCAAGGUUUCCUAGAUUCUCUGGAUCCUCAAGACCCGAGACACGCUCAUAUGAAGGCCCAGAAAGGAAGCAAAGAGCAGCAACUCGACAUGAUGAGGAGGCAUUAUAAGCAACUGGAAAGCCGCCUGGAUGACGUGCUGUCCAGGAUCGCAAAUGAAACGGAGGAAAUCCGGGAUUUGGAGCAACAGCUCACAGAUGGCCAGAUUGCAGCCAACGAAGCCCUGAAGAAAGACUUGGAAGAAGUCAUCCUAGGGUUACAGGAAUACCUCAAGAACGUUAAGAAUCAGACGAAGCAAGCUAACGAUGAGUGCAAAACGCUGCGGAAAGAGAAGGAAGCUUUGCUGAGAAGACUGGAAGAGGUAGAGGAAGAGAGGAACCAGCUGGAAAUAGUUGCCAUCGAUGCUGAAAACCUGAGAAAAGAAACCGCGAACCUGGAACGGGCCCUCCAGCAGCAACGUGAACUCAACGAGGCUUUGCAGGAAGCCCAAGGAGAGAUCAGCGCUUAUGAGGCUGAGCUGGAAGCUGAGCUGAAGGCUCGAGACACUGAAGCCAGCCAGCAGAAGGAAGAGCUCAAGAAGUUAAAGCAGGUUAUUCAGGUGGAACAGUCUCAGCUUGGCAAGGAGAGGCAGGCCCUAGAGAAUGCCUUGGCCAAAGCACAGUUGUGCGAAGAGAGGGAACAGGAGAAUCAUCAGCUGCUCUCCCAACUCAAACUGCUUCAGAAAGACAACCACCACUUGAGGCAGCAGCUAAAAGACACACAGGAGCAACUGAAUCACACAACCAAUAGCUUAAUUCACCCCGAGGAAGUCUCAGCUCGUGUGAAUGAACUCAAACAAAAGUUGCGGACUGGGACAGAAAUCAGGUGCCAUAACUCGAAGGACAUAUUGGGGAAGAGCCUUGCGGAGCUGCAGAAACAGUUUGCCGAGAUCUUAGCUCGUUCCCAGCAAGAAAACGAAUCGGGCCAGGCCAGGGAGAGAUUGCUCCAGAAAGAGAUGGCUACUCAGCGGGCUGAGCUGGAAGAAGCCCAAGAAAAGUAUAAACUGGCCUGCAACAGAGCUGCAGAAGCCAAAAUUAAAUCCGAGAGGAGGCAGAACGAGGCUCGUGUUCAGCAGCUGGAGGGUGAAAUCCAACAUCUCGUUGAAAAGCUGAAGAGCAUGGAAGAAAUUCAGGGCCUCACCGACCAGCAGCUUCAAGAAGCUGAUGAGGAGAAAGAUCAAAUCCUUGCUGAGUUGGAAGACUUGGAGAAUAAGAAAAAGGAGGAAGACGCGAGGGCACAGCUGCAGUUCCACAGCCUCAGCAAGGAGCUGAAGGCGUUAAAAGAAGCCAUUUCCGCUUCCGAUAAACAGGCCACAGCCCAGCUCUGUGCAGCCAAAGACCAGCUCCAGUCGCUGCAUGGGACCGUAUGCAAAAUUAAUCGGGAACGUUCUGAGGAGCUUCAGGAGGCAGAAAAGUUCUGCCUGCAGGCCACGCAAGCGGCUAAGGAUCUGGCCAGAGCAGAGACGGAAAUAGGCCUCUUGCAGAAGCUUCUCAGAGAAAAGGAGGCGCAGCUGGAAUCGGAAAAAGACGCCGCCGAGACGGCAGCUUGGCACUUCCAAAAGGACGAGUGGGAGAAGUUGGAUGGGCUUCUGAAAUGGCAGAAAGCAGAAACGGACCGACUCCGCCGAGCCUUAGAUCAGGCCAAGAACGGCAACAGGGCUGGAAUGGAAGGCGUCCUGGGGGAAAUCGAAGGACUCCGGCGUACGAUCUCUCAGCAGAAUGAUACCAUCGCUCGCUUCGCGGCUCCACUCCCGCAGGGCCCACAGCUGGUUUUUGUGCCGUCCUCAUCCCAG
Messenger RNA from Notechis scutatus (mainland tiger snake), 3459 nucleotides. The record is from RefSeq and is a predicted model, not a curated record. Lineage: Eukaryota; Metazoa; Chordata; Lepidosauria; Squamata; Elapidae.